CUGUGAAAGGGAAAGAAAACAGCCUCUUUGUGCCGAGCUUCACCUGCUGACGAGCCUCUUUCAUGCGUCUCCCUGUGCCGGACUCCCACAUCAGAAUGAACUGUGAGCAGGACUUCGGAGAAGGGGGCAUGAACGUGACGCUCACACUGAGACUGCUCAUGCACGGAAAGGAGGUUGGCAGCAUCAUUGGGAAGAAAGGAGAAACUGUGAAGAGAAUACGAGAGGAGAGCAGCGCGCGCAUCAACAUCUCAGAGGGAUCCUGUCCCGAGAGAAUCAUCACCAUCACUGGCCCAACAGACUGCGUCUUCCGAGCCUUCACUAUGAUCACACUAAAACUGGAAGAGGAUCUCACAACCCUGGUAGCCAAUGGCACGGUCACCACUAAACCCCCGGUCACCCUGCGGCUGGUCAUUCCUGCUAGCCAAUGUGGCUCUCUCAUCGGCAAAGGGGGCUCCAAAAUCAAGGAGAUCAGAGAGAGCACAGGGGCACAAGUACAAGUAGCAGGGGACUUGCUGCCCAACUCCACUGAGCGAGGGGUGACGAUAUCUGGGACUCAAGACGCCAUUAUCCAAUGUGUCAAGCUUAUCUGCACUGUCAUCCUGGAGUCUCCUCCAAAGGGUGCCACUAUUCCAUAUCGUCCCAGCCCGUCCCCCGGAGCCGUCCUUCUCUCUGGGAAUCAGGUUUUCGAGGCCUCUGAGUUUGGGUCACACCCUCUUUUCUCAGUGGCUCAGGGAGGUCUGGAUCUGCAACAAGCCUACACUGUACAGAACCAAUAUGGCAUUCCACAUUCAGAGUUGGCCAAGCUUCACCAGUUGUCCAUGCAGCAGGGCCUAGCUCCCAUGGCUCAGCCAGCCACCCCUGUCCUGCCUGCAGGAAUAGAGACCAACUCCCAGACCACAUCCCAGGAGCUCCUCAUUCCAAAUGACCUGAUUGGCUCAAUCAUCGGCAGGCAGGGCACCAAGAUCAAUGAGAUUCGCCAGGUUUCUGGGGCACAGAUCAAGAUCGGCAGUCAGCUGGACAGUACUAGUGACCGGCACGUCACCAUCACUGGCUCUCCCAUCAGCAUCAACCUCGCCCAGUACCUCAUCACCUCCUGUUUAGAGACCGCCAAAUCCACUGCCCAGUCCUCCUCCAUGUCGACCCCUGUUGACCUCAACAUGAGCUUCACCCAGCCCGCCUCCCCCGCCUCGUCCUCCGCCGCAGCCCUGGCAGCGAUGGGCGGCCUGCCCCAUGCUCCCAUGCUGGGUGCUCCCUAUGCCCUCCCCCUCUCCAGCCUCCUGGGAAUGAAAUCCGUCCCCUUCCUGGCGCUCUCCACCCCCGCUGCCACAGCCGCAGCUGCUGCAGCCGCCCCCGCCCAUGGGACCCUGGCCUCCUACACCGCAAAAAUCUCCUCCACCAAUGGGAUCAAGAAACCCGAGAGACAGAAGUUUGCACCUUACUGAUGUCCCACCUCCCAGCUCCCUCUUCUCUCCCGAGACAAGACAAGGGAAGGGCAUCUUCUUGUGUUCUCCCCUCUUGCCUGAUGUAGCCGUAUAGUAAAGAGACUGUAUACAUUUUUGUUUUGUAGCUUGUCCUUUAACCACGAAGAAACCAGGAGGACGUUGGCUUAUAUAGAUAGUUAUAUUUAUGUUAUUUGCCAAGAUAGCCUCUUUAAGCCAUAGACUGUUCCCUCUUCCCUGAUCUCUCCCCUGCCCAUCCCUCUAUCUACUGUCCGCAAUUAUUUAUUGAAGAUAAAAAAAAAUA
Megalops cyprinoides (Indo-Pacific tarpon) is the source of this 1743-nucleotide messenger RNA. It is a transcript of the gene pcbp4, whose product is annotated as poly(rC) binding protein 4. Gene Ontology annotation, biological process: negative regulation of mRNA splicing, via spliceosome. Gene Ontology annotation, molecular function: mRNA binding. Gene Ontology annotation, cellular component: cytoplasm; nucleus. The coding region runs from base 63 to 1442 and encodes 459 amino acids. The record is from RefSeq and is a predicted model, not a curated record. The transcript has 13 exons. Lineage: Eukaryota; Metazoa; Chordata; Actinopteri; Elopiformes; Megalopidae.